Messenger RNA from Strongyloides ratti, 387 nucleotides. Its product is annotated as Small nuclear ribonucleoprotein Sm D3. Lineage: Eukaryota; Metazoa; Nematoda; Chromadorea; Rhabditida; Strongyloididae. Gene Ontology annotation, molecular function: RNA binding. The transcript is spliced from 2 exons. Bases 1 to 387 code for a protein of 128 amino acids. The record is from RefSeq and is a predicted model, not a curated record. Gene Ontology annotation, cellular component: commitment complex; U5 snRNP; catalytic step 2 spliceosome. Gene Ontology annotation, biological process: spliceosomal snRNP assembly; RNA processing.
AUGAGUACAAUUGGAGUUCCAAUAAAAAUUCUUCAUGAAGCUGAGGGUCAUAUAAUUACUUUAGAAACUACAAUAGGUGAAGUUUACAGAGGAAAACUUGUUGAAGCUGAAGAUAAUAUGAAUUGCCAGUUGUCAGAAGUAUUAGUAACUCUAAGAGAUGGCCGUACCCAUCAAUUGGACAAUGUAUUUAUCCGUGGAUCAAAGAUAAGGUUUUUAGUAUUACCUGAUAUGCUUAAAAAUGCACCAAUGUUUAAAAAUAUUGGACGUGUUCAAAAAGGUGCUCUUAUAAUGGCUUCUGAUCAAAAUUCUCGAGGUCGUGGUAGUUCUUUCAGAAGGGGAGCUGGAAUGAGAGGAACAACACGUGGUGGUGCUAUGAGAGGAAGAUAA